Chionomys nivalis (European snow vole) is the source of this 588-nucleotide messenger RNA. Its product is annotated as endogenous retrovirus group FC1 Env polyprotein-like. Bases 1 to 588 code for a protein of 195 amino acids. The record is from RefSeq and is a predicted model, not a curated record. The transcript has a single exon. NCBI's taxonomy places the organism in Eukaryota, Metazoa, Chordata, Mammalia, Rodentia, Cricetidae.
AUGGGUUUUAACUUAAUGGUGUUGUUUUGUCUGGUUAUAUCCCCUUCUGUUCUUUCCUGGAACCCAAGUUGGAAGCGCCCACCUCCCCGGGUUCCUGUACCAACCAAACCAACCCCUAAGGCAUGGAAGUUCCAUGUAAUUGCCUUGGAAAACCGCAACAAGACCAUAGGCUCUACCUUCUGUCCAGUCACAGGAUGUGCAAGUACUAUCAGCCUCACCUUUGACAUAAGGGACACCUGCCAAGGGAAAUGUAUAAACGACUUCUACAAUGCUAUGUCCUCUCCCAUAUAUGUCUGCUUUGUAUAUGAGCAGACUCGCUCAGACUGUCAGGACCCAAAUUAUGGAGGAUGUCCACACUGGGGCUGCAAAUACCAUAGUACCUGGCCCAGAUGGGGUGGAGAAAAUCCUUCCAGACUCAACUCAGUCGAUUGGCAUACAAAGGUCACCUACUCCAUCCCUGACCCCUGGAAUGAUAGAUGGAGGAGAGGGGUCGUGGGUUUUGUCUAUAGACAUAAUGAGAAGGAUACAGCUUAUGAUGGGAGAACUAAGAUACUCAUCUUUAGAGCUUUAGCCAAGUUCACGCCUUAA